Molecule: messenger RNA, 1177 nt
Organism: Musa acuminata subsp. malaccensis (wild Malaysian banana)
Lineage: Eukaryota; Viridiplantae; Streptophyta; Magnoliopsida; Zingiberales; Musaceae
Source: RefSeq, a predicted model, not a curated record
CACGUCGAUUUGAACCACCACACAGCAUCAGCAGCUCGUAUUCCAUUCGAUCUCUUCUUCUUCUUCUGUUGGAUGACGGAGACGAGACGGAGAUGAAGUGCACGCGGCACCCGUUAGAGAACGGCGUCGGCGUCUGCGCCCCUUGCCUCCGCGAGCGCCUCCUCGCCCUCGACGCCGCGACCGCCCCAUCACCGGAUGACCGGAAGGCCUCCACACAAACCCCGUCGCCUCCUCCUCUCCUCUUCCCACGCUCCGUCUCCCCUUACGUCCCCCGCUCUGCCGCUGGCGGCUCCCGGCGGGCCUCCUUCCUCUCCGCCCUCUUCGGCCGCCGCAGACAUGGGAACCUGGAAAGGAAGCCUCAGCGAUCCAGCUCUUGGCUCUCGGCACUCCUGCAUGGCCGUCGGAGGAAGAUGACCUCGUGCAUGUCCGUCGCGGACGACGCCGCCGAGCCGGGACGGGACUGGGGCAUCUCGCCGGAGAGAUCCCGCGGCGGGUACGACGCCGAGCCGCCGUGGCGUCCACAUCGGUCCUCGAUGACGUGGGCCACCGCGGAGCACCACCAUCACCGCGGAAGCGGCCUCGCCGGUUUCGCCAUGUGUCUCAGCCCGCUGGCGGCGGCGAGCUCCAGCAGGAGGCGGUCUCGGGUGGCGGAGUUCGGCUUUUCCGGCGAGCUCCCAAGGACCGCGUUAGGCCCGCAUCGCCACCGCCGGCACGCGUCUGCCGGGGGGCCGGUGAUGUGGCCCGACACGUCGCGGAAACCGACGGAACUCGGCAGGUUAAGAUGACGGUUUUGCCCCCAAAAAUACCACAAAUUAGACAGUCUGCCAUUACCAAUUUCCAUACAGGAAAAUAAAUAUUUUGCAUUUACGUUAAGAAAAUAUUAAUAAAAUUCUUGAUACUCUGAACACAAUAUAUUCUAUCUCUGUAAAUUAAAAGUAGGCUUAAAUUCUCAGGAAUUUGCUUUAGAGCAAUCUAUCUUCUUAUUUGCUGAUCAAAAUUGCUUAAAAGGAGACUUUAUUUUGAACAAUCGCAUUUGAAAAUUUCAUUUUACAUACAGUAUAGGCAUAUUAAAUGCAAGGAAUUUUUUGUUGGAUUAUUGAAAGAAAUAAAAAGAAGACAAUGGCUCAAUACUGGCCACGAGGUUGACAACAUGUAAGUGGUCAAUAUUAGAGAAGAU